UUUUCAAUUUGAAAUAAAAAAUAAUAUAAUUCAUAUGAACACCAGCCAGGACUAUAUAGAGGAUAUAGCAGGAUUCAUGAGGAAAGUAAAAUUUAAAAUCAAGGAAGCAUCUAGGAAGCAAGUGAAGAGAGCAAAGUUCAGAGCUCUCAUAGGUUAGAUGCUGAACCUAGCGAUGAUGAAAUUGAAGGUGCUAUGCCAACUCCUGGGGAAAUAGAAGUCAGCCUCUCGCGGAGAGAGAAACUUAUCAUCCUAAAGAGAGACACUCCCAAGGUACUGAGAACGAGUCUAAUAACAUCUUCAUCGCUGAAAAGCCUGGUGAGAUGGAUAGAGAAGAUGAAGAAGAGCAUGAGCUUGCUGAAGAUGUAAAACAAGAAGAACCUGUCCCUCCUGGACAAAUGCAAAGCCACCCAGGGAGCCAAGCUGAAGGCCAGAUAGCCCCUUAUUCUGAAGAAGAGGAAAUGGAUAUCAUUUACUCUGAAGAAGAAAUCGCGAGUUUCAAAAACAUUUUCGAUAUGUUUGAUAAGGAAAGUACAGGCUAUAUUAACCUGAAUGAUUUCCAGUCAAUUAUAAACUCACUCAACAGAAACAAAGAGGAAGUACUCAAGCUGCUAGAUGAAUUUGGAUUUGGCAAAGAGAAUGGCCUACUUAGCUUCCAAGAAUUUAUUGUGCUGAUGCAAGCACUUGAGAAACGGAUCAUUGUUGAUGAAGAACAACCUGAGAAUCAAGAGCAAGAAGGAGAGGGAGAUAAUAUGGGAGAAUUUCAAGUUAGAAUCUGAGGAUCAUGAGAGCCCAAGGUCAGUCACUGAAGAGGAGCGAGCCCAAUAUGGAUCCCUACUUCCUCGAACAGGAAUCCACUUCUUAUCUAAUACUAAAGUCAUUGACUUCCUCAAACUCCUUGAUGAAUAUCGUAAGAAGUGAGAAAAGAGCGGAGAGUUUUCUUAAGCCAAGAGAGCCAGGAAGAAAUUUUAAGAUCUGAAGGAAAAGGAGACUCUUAGGCAACAAAACAACAUGAGGACAGCUCAGGAGCAGGAGCUUUUGACAGUUAAAAACGCUCAAAAAGCUCAAUUCAUUGAAUUAUCUCAAGCUUGGGAUAACUAUAUGAGUGAUUAUGAGGCCACUACUUAUCUCUCCUUGGAGAAGCUAAAGGAGAAGCAUCUCAUGGAGAUCGAACAGUUAAGGGA
Moneuplotes crassus is the source of this 1181-nucleotide messenger RNA. NCBI's taxonomy places the organism in Eukaryota, Ciliophora, Spirotrichea, Euplotida, Euplotidae. The record is from the annotation of a GenBank genome assembly.